Messenger RNA from Amorphotheca resinae ATCC 22711, 2186 nucleotides. RefSeq lists its product as hypothetical. The record is from RefSeq and is a predicted model, not a curated record. NCBI's taxonomy places the organism in Eukaryota, Fungi, Ascomycota, Leotiomycetes, Helotiales, Amorphothecaceae. Gene Ontology annotation, biological process: Golgi calcium ion homeostasis; manganese ion transmembrane transport; Golgi calcium ion transport. The coding region runs from base 307 to 1935 and encodes 542 amino acids. Gene Ontology annotation, molecular function: calcium ion transmembrane transporter activity; manganese ion transmembrane transporter activity. The transcript is spliced from 3 exons. Gene Ontology annotation, cellular component: Golgi apparatus; fungal-type vacuole membrane.
CCCGUACGUAGCAAAUAGCCUUCCUUGUUGUGAGGAGUACACCUGUGCAAGUCUCCAGGUGGCAGGAGGCUUCUUCCAGACUUUCAGACUCCCAGACUCCCAGACUCCCAGACUCCAAGCUUCAUGCUCCAUCGACUUCUUCUCGACCAGAUUCAUUCGAUUCCAUAAUACAACAGUCGUCAAUCUAUUUCUCUACAUUCGUUACUUGACCAUUGGAGAGCUAGCCAUCGCGCGCCCACCAGCCACGUCGUCGCGAAAGGAAUCCAGCGAUCGACCCCCAAAGUUUUACCUCGAAUACAUAUCACCAUGAAGUUUCGGAAGCGUAAUGGACCACUUCUCCUCCUCCUCGUGUCGUUUGCAGCGGCAUUGUCCCCCGCUGCCCAAGACAAUACACAGUCAAGCGUGUCGAAGCAGACACAACCUGGAGAUUCUGAGAAAUUAGAUCACAAUUCCUCACCUGUCAUCGAUUUGACCAAGGGGAAGUAUGAUGUCGGUACGAAGGAUGCGCCAGUAGACGGCAAAGAUGGGAAGCCGCAUGCGGGCCCAUUCGUGGGUUCAGAAAAAGAUCCAAAAGCGAAGGCAGGCUCCGAUGCAGCUGAGCUAGCGUCAAGACCUGGGAAGGACGACUCCUCAGAGCUUGUUUCGCCGGAUGGCAGUAAGAUCCCGCUAGUUAAUGAUGGAGUGAUGGAUGAUCCCAAUCGACAAAUACCGAAGCAAGGCACAACUGGUACAGAAGGGGGUGUGAGCGAGAAGGAUAAAGCACGAAAAGCGCACGAAGGGCAAACCGGGGAAAAGCUCGAGAAGAAACCAGACUCGCCCAAAGAGGCACCCCCGUUACCCCCGAGCGAGCAAGUUAAGAUCGAAAGUGAGAAGAGCAAACUUGAAGGCGAGAAGAGCAAAUCGAAGGAUGAUGGGCGCGAUGGCGACGAUAGCGUUGAGAGUCUUGCUGGGAUCGAGAAACCCAACGACCUCCCCCAGAAGCCCAACAAUCAACCACAUCCUGUGCCUAAUUCGGCUCAGAAAGACCAUCUAGACGUUUCGAAGCCAGAUUCGAAACCAAGUCCCAAGGUCGACCCACUGGAAGAAGAUGAAACUGAGGGUCUCAUUCAACCGCUACACUCCUACGUCCUGUCUCUCACUAUGAUUCUCUUUUCCGAGGUCGGCGACAAGACCUUUUUGAUUGCAGCACUUAUGGCUAUGAAGCAUGAUAGAUUGCUUGUCUUCUCCGCGGCAUUCUCUGCAUUAAUCGCCAUGACAAUACUCUCCGCCGUGUUAGGCCAUGCAGUUCCGACAUUGAUCCCAAAACGAUUUACCAACUUCCUGGCCGCAGCAUUAUUCCUCGUCUUUGGGGGCCGCAUGCUGAAAGAGGGGUUGGCUAUGAGCCCCGAGGAAGGCGUAGCCGCAGAAAUGCAAGAAGUUGAGAUGGAACUCGCGGAAAAAGAUACCAUGGCACGUCAACACGGACGACGACGUUCGUCAAUUUCACCCUAUACUCUUGAGAUGGGGCUCGGACGUGGGGGUACAAGGAAAUCCAGAUCAGGAUCCCGGUUACCAUCACCACCUCGCAGCCCUUCAUCAUCACCUGAUCGAUCCCUAUCGCCUCCUAGAUCGGCUCUCAAAGGCAUUCUGGCGGGUCUCGACAACCUUUUCUCGUUCCUGCUCAGCCCAGCGUGGGUGCAGACCUUCGUGAUGACGUUUCUGGGGGAGUGGGGUGAUCGAAGUCAAAUCGCUACCAUUGCCAUGGCUGCGGGACAAGAUUACUGGUGGGUAACUGGUGGAGCUGUCAGCGGCCACGCUGUUUGUACCGGGGUAGCUGUAAUCGGCGGACGAGCUAUUGCAGGCAGAGUGAGCAUGAGAGUUGUUACAUUAGGAGGAGCGAUUGCGUUCCUAGUCUUUGGAGUGAUCUACUUAGCAGAGGCGCUGUAUUACGGGUAAUGGAUCCUGCCUCCAAUAGCCAUUUCAAUGGUACAUGCAAAGAUAUUCGUCCUUGGCUCUCACCGCCGCUAUUUUCAUUGGUGCUUGUUCAUGCCACAGAUGCCCUAAAAGAUGGGCCACCGAUUGGGUAUUUGUAGGGGCGCAAAUAACCUGGGUUAUUGACUGGUUACGGGCUCAGGCUUGGUCGACGGAGUGUAAGGUCUGGACGUACGGAGUAGAGAGAGCAUUAUUUGCGGGAGUAUAAAAAGGCC